GCUUAACUCUCCCACACGAUCUGUGAUGUGAUGCGAUGCGGUGAGGCAUUAGUUGUUGUAGAUGCGACAACGGCAUCGCCCGGACGUCAGUGCGCAACUUGUCUGCGGCACUUGAUGGUACUUCAUCAAUCAAUGCAAGAGAGCAGCAGCCAAGCGAGAUGGCUAGUUGAAUCCUGGAAUGAGAUAAGAUUUUGGUCCCGGCUGAUCCCAGUCGUCUCCAAGCGUGCUUGCUGCCGCUGCCUUUCUGGGAUGCAGCCUCCAUGGAUUGAUCACUACAGAGAUUCUGUGCAUGCACCUGAAGAAGCGCACCAGAUUUGCUUGCCCUGUCAGUCACUGUAGAGCUUGGAACUGUGCUUUCAAUGUGAAGGUAACUUUGGGUGCGGCGACGGAGGGUGGCGUUUGCAGGCCAUCUAUAGCCUUUUCUCGUAAAGAUCGUGGUUCGGAGUGUACAGUAAUGGUGGUUGCAGUCAUGUGAUCGUUACCCAAUUUCAGCUUUCUUGCAGGUGGCUUCACUUUCCGGAAGAGCGGCUUGCGAUUAUACGAUUAGUGAAGUGUUUCAAGAUCUCGAACGCGGAACCUGUGAUCGGUUGGUUGCCGGAUUGUUUUGGAGUCUAGUGCAGGAAUUGGGUGUUCUAUAAAUUCUUGCGCGGCAAUUUGUUUUUGAAAUUGGGGUACGUUAUGAGGAAGCUUUUGCGAGGAGGCCACCUGAGCAUCACCCGAGUCUUUACCGACAGCAAUGUGGAAAGGGUAAUCCUUCAGAGUUCCCUGCACGCCGACUCCGUCACUCAUAGCAUGAGCUCUGUCAGCCCGCCGAGGACAUUGCUGCCGGAAGAGAGGCUUAAGAAAGCGGGACGAUGGGGCUCGUCAAUUCGUGCUUUGAACGGGGCGGGCGGCUAUGGCGAGCAUUUUGCAACUCUAGGCCUCAGCGCUGCUGCCUCCAGACCAGAUAUCAAGAAAGCAUACCGUGAACUGGCUCGCCAGUACCACCCUGAUGUGUGUGAGGGAGAACACUGCGAUCUCGUGUUCAAACAAGUUAACAAUGCUUAUAAGGUUGCGUUGGAAGCGGAAGAGCAAGGAGUCGCUAAUCAGGCCGAUGACUGUCUGGAUGGUUUCAUGGGCGCAAAUGAUGAUUCUUGGGACGACUGGGAAGAGUGGAUGGGCUGGGAGGGUGCCGGAGUUUCUGAUUAUGCUCUCAAAAUCAACUCGGUUUACAGCUUCUGAAGCAUCCGGAUAUAUCACAUGUAAGUAAACCAAUUUGCCGAAAUCUUUUAGACAGAAGGAUACUGUCGUGGAUGUCUAUCUGAUACUCUUGUACAGCAGACUUAUUGCUUUGGCAUUAUUUGUGGAUUAUGAUAUUGUAACAUAAGUGUACUGGUGACGAAUUGCAACUAGUUAUCAACAUGAUAUGGCUCACUCCAAGUAGUUGCAAAUUUAUCCAGAGAGGUUAUUUUCCUACAAGAAACUAUUUGAGAUAGAUGAACAAUUUUGUUGGAGUGAACAUAUGCCUUCGGGCAAAAAUUGUGAAAGGAGAGCUUGUUGUAAAGUUAAAUGUAUCCCUGCUGUCUAAUUGCAGUUGGUUCAUAAAAAUUGCCACCUCAGAAAAUAUUUUCUCUACAAUUUGAUAGUGUAACUGCCGGGCACAGGGUAAAUAUAUGAAUGAAAUAUGAAUUUCUUGCGUUA
Messenger RNA from Physcomitrium patens, 1680 nucleotides. RefSeq lists its product as uncharacterized. Lineage: Eukaryota; Viridiplantae; Streptophyta; Bryopsida; Funariales; Funariaceae. The record is from RefSeq and is a predicted model, not a curated record.